AUGUUAGUGCAUGGCAAAUUACCUUUUCUUAAUCCCUUUUAUGUUCAAAGAGAAUAUGACCAAGCUUUAGAUAAACUGAUUAAAGAAAAAAACACGAUAGUCUUGAUUGGCGCUUCAGGUACAGGUAAAACGCAAUUGGUUAGGCAAUGGGUGAACCUUAUUUUAAAAUCAUCUCACGUUAAUGACUAUGAGGCUUUAAUCUGGGUAACAGCUGACCAACCAGAUACGCUCUUGAGUAAUUGUAAACAGAUCGGAGGAUCGUUAGGAAUUGAAGGAUUUGAGCAAUUAUCAGUCGAUGAACUUGCUGAAACGAUUAAAAGAAAAUUAGAAGUACAACGUUAUUUAGUAGUUAUUGAUGAUGCUUCUAGCGAAGAUGUAAGAUGCAUUAUUGAAAAAUUCUUGCCAGAUUAUAAUACCGAUAUAAUCAUUACCAGUCACUAUGAAGAUUGGGACUAUUAUAAAUUAUACGUAAAACAAAGUACCGAGCAGGAAGCUUUAUCUAUUGCAAAACAUAUUAUCGAGGAAAAAAAGUCUAAAUUUGUUGAAGAAACGCAAUUGAGAGAUUUGGUCACGCACUUUGAAAGUAAUCUCUUAUGGGUGACGCAGGCGGCCAAUUAUAUCUCGGAAAAUUUGGGCGGCGAUGUGAUCACCUACUUAAAAAAUGGCGAAAAGUCGGGCCAGCCUUUAAAAGAUUACCGAAAAAAUUCACAGCAAGCUUUAACGUCAACCCUUAAAUGUUUUCAACUUGUCGCUAAUCAAUUGCUAUCAAAAGAGUUGCAGGAACCAAAUCUGGCAUUAUCAAUUUUACAAAUUUGUAGUUUAUUGCCUAGCCGAGACAUUCCGGUAACAUUAUUGGUUCAAUACUUUCAUAACUAUUCAAAAAUCUUAGAACAAAGGUUGGAACAAAUGAUAAACCUUUUAUGUAAGAAAACAAUGUUGAUCGAACGUGAAGGUAGUUAUUUAAGCAUGCAUCGUUCCUAUCAAACAAUGUUAAAUCAGAAUAUAUUGGUUGAAGCGAAUCUCAUCACCUCAGAUCAAUUAUCGGAAAUCCAAGCUUGUUUUCUCAAAUUUCUGGUAGAAAAGGUGAAAUGGCGUCGUAGUGAGGCUAUCAACCCCAUUAAAAAAUUUCAAUGGGAAGGGCAAAUUGAUAUUUUACCACAUGUUAAAUCGGUAGUUACAUACUUUGAAGAAGAAGCUGGUUACGCAAAUUUAUUGAUCGAGUUAUAUUAUGCCAUGGGUAGUUAUUAUGAAGCACAGGAUUUCUUGCACGAAGCGAAAGAUUGUUAUGUCAAAUCUCGUGAUUUAUGCAAAAAAUCAUUGUCGAAAAAUAUAUUAUCGAAACUUGCUAAUUUGUCAAUAGCAUCGUCAAUCGAAAUCACCAAACAAGAAAUAAAAGAGGCAUUGAAGCGAUGUGAUUUGGAGCAAAUUAAGAUUUAUAGCAUAGAAAUAUUAUAUAAACUGGCUUCAAUCAAUGUCAGAUUAUGGAAUAGCUUGUCUGAACCGAAAAAAAAAUUAACGGUUCAAUAUCUUGAACAAUCAUUCCAUAUGCAUCCAUUACUGAUCAAGCCAGAGGAUGUUAAGGCUUAUCAGGAUAGAUAUUACACACAUCGUAAUUUAGCGACCGCAUACAAGAACCAAGGUAAAUCACAAGAAGCCGAAAGCAUCAUUUCCAGCCUAAUAAAAUCGGAAUAUGUUAAAAGCAACGCCGAAAUACGCUCUCUUGCUUAUCUCGAUGUUGCAAGAGGAGAAAUAAAAUCGAGCCCUCAAAAAGCAAUUGAUAAUCUAAUGGAAAGUUUAAGCUCAAUCCAGUCAAUCUCGGAGGCUGAUUAUUCCUACGGUAACCGUGCAAAAGAUAUGACAAUUGUUUAUAUCGAAUUAGGUUGCGCUUAUCUGGAAAAAGCUCGUGCCGAAUUAAAUGAAACCAAGAAAAAUGAUGCAUUAAAGAAAGCAGAUACGCAACUACGUUACGCUUUGAAGUUCAAUCGCGACUAUUAUAAACGAGAGGAUAAUAGAACCGCUGGCAGAAUUUUUUAUCAUUUGGCCGAAGUUAACGAGACAUUGCAGUAUUAUUUCUUGUCACAUGAUUUCGUAACCCAAGCGAUCCUGAUCCAACAAAAUUUUUAUCGAGAUCCUAAACAUUUUUAUAUCAAAUGUUCAACUCACUUAUUAGAAGUAAUUGAAGAUCAAAUAAAACAUUUGAAAGAUCCACUUGAAGAAAUUGAGAUAAAGUCACUUCAAAUCCUUCAACAAGAACUUGAUCAAAAAAAAGAACAAUUUAACUUGACAAAUAGUCCUCAAUUACUCAAAGAAUACACUGAUAUUCUUCUGUCUACAAAUGACCCAGAUAUUAGAGAUCUUGUCAUCAAAAACUAUCAAGAAUAUCUAACGGCUCCUAAUCUCGAUAAAAGUCGUCGUGCUUCUGUAUAUAGGCGAUUAGGAUACGCUUUUUACCAACAAACUGUUGUAUUCGAGGGCAGUCUCAUGGAGGAACGAAAAAUAAAUGCGAAAGCUGCUUAUAAAGAAGCACAGAAAUAUUAUAAAGAUUUAUUGACAGAACCAGAGUUCAUUGGAAAUGACGUUAUUAAAUUCAAUUAUAAUAACUGUUUUUGGUCCUUGAAUAGAUUAGAGAAAUUAAAACUUGCCGAUGUUCAUUUAACUAAAAAUAAUCAUGAAUUGUUUGAAAUCGAGCUGACCAAUGCAUUGUUGGCAAGAUUUAUCCAUUAUCAAAAGAAACUAGAUCCAAACAAUACAACCUAUGAUAAUACUAAAAUAGCUACAGAAAUUUUCAAAUCAGCAACACAUGCCCUAAUCCCUAACGUGAGUGUAGAUAGUAAUGGCAUAUCAGCGUCUAUAGAACCUAAAGAGCUAUUUAAAGGAAUAGCAGAUCUGAUUCAAGCAGUGAACACGAGAAAGAUGCAAGAUAAGGUGGAACAAAUCAUACAAACUUUCGAAAACAAGCAUGAGACGAUGAAAGUUCUUUUUAAAGGCAUUGCAAAGAAAGUAAACAACAUCUAUUUUGAGCAGAUACAGCAGAUUGAACCUGAAUCUAUUAAUACCUUUGCUCAAUUUAUCUCAAAGCAAUUAUUUGCUUAUUUGGGUUCAAAGAAAAUGCAAUUUACAUCAGAUCCCACCGAAACACUAAUUACUGGAUUAUAUUUCACUGAAUAUAAAAAGAACUGUUUGUUAACUACCAGUAUUGGAGUUCGAUGGAAUGCUAGAGAAUUACUCCGUUAUACGGGUAUCAUUAAUCACGAUAAGCGCAUUUACAUUUAUACCAAAGCGCCAGAACUCAAUCUUAAAUAUGGUUUUCGAUAUGAUAAAUUACCAGCUAUGCACCGUCAUUAUGAAUACCAACAAAAGCUUGUAAUUAAAUUAAGCAAGGCUAAAAUCGAAAAUGAUACUAAUCAAAUUGUGAAUUUGCUUAAGAAAAUUGGUCAACAGCUUUGGCAGAAAAUUUAUGAAGAAAAUGAUAUUACCAUACAAAUGGCAGAUCAAUGUUUAACGAUUUACAAGAUUUACAUGGCUAUUAACAAAAUUGCUAAAAAAAAUUUAAUAACGACACAAGAGAUACUAGCAUUGAAAGAUUUUUUAUUUAAAAGGGUAUUACAAUUCAAUAAUGAGCCAAUAAAUUUCUUUCCUCGCAUUAAUGAAUUUUAUAAAUUUCUUAGAAACAUUCAAUGUGAGCAAGCUAAAGAAGUUAUCCACCAAAUUCGAGAAACAAAAACUAAUUCCGAAAAGGUUGUCAUUAUUAAAGAAUGUUAUCAAAAUCUAAAUCUGUCACUGCGUAAGCUACUUUAUGAUAUCAUUGAGCUCGCUCUUGAAGCUUUUCAUGAUGACGAGAUUAGUCAUCAAUCCUUCGCGGUUGUGCUAUUUGGUUCGUGGGCAAAGGAUACGGCAACACCCUACUCAGAUAUAGAAUUUUGUAUUUUAGUCAAUGACCGUAAUCCAAAAUUAAAAGAGACGUUACGCAAAAUGGUAUAUUUGAUGAACUUCAUUGUAAUCAGCCUAGAACAAACCGCUCUUCCAGCGAAUUUAUUUCAAGUUUCUAAUAUAACAAACGGCAUCUACUUUGAUGAUCUACUGAAGCCCGGAUUUCAAUUUGACUUGGGAGGUAAAACUCCGCUUGGGCGUUUAGAUAAAGCUUAUGAUUUAUUACAAACCCCCCAAGAUAUGGCAAAUUACAUUAACUUUGGCAUGCUCCAACAAGAUCCUAUGCUAGUUGCUGAAUUAAUUGAUUGUCAAUUUUUGUUAGGUAAUGUAAAGCUAUAUGAAGAUUAUAAACUAAUGAUUAAACAACAAUUUCUUAAGGAGGAAAAUCAACAACCAUUUCAUAAAAGAAUGGCCAAGUUACUUUUAAAAGAUGGUACAAUGAGCUUUAAACAAGCUGAUUUAGAAAAAUAUCAAAUCAACGUAGAUAAAAUCAGUCACGAGGGAAGGUUAUUAAACAUCAAAGCUGAAAUUUAUCGUUUGCCAGACAGAUUGAUUGAGGGACUACGAUUAAUUUUUGCAACACCAGGUGAAACAUUAUGGGAUAAAAUUUCAGGAUUGUUGAAUUGUAAUAUUAUCAAUCAGGCAGGAUCGGUUAACCUUGAAUUCAUGACAGCUGUUGCAUUACAGUCGCGAUUGUUUACCUAUGCCGCACAUGGCAGUCAAAGCGAAAGACUAGGCAUUUGGGAUGUAACUGUCGCACAUAACAGCUCAGAUGUUGAGAGUUUUUUGGGCAUCGAAGAUGUUUCUAAUCUGGUUAGGUUCUAUCAAGUUGCAAUUCCUCUUUACCAGUUUGUGAAAACGAGUGUGAAUCGAGAAAACUUUGAUCAAAUUAAUGCAGAGCAAAACUUUUUGGAUGAGAGGCUGAUAACAAAAGCUACCAUUUGUUUUAGGUUUAUGCUUUAUCGGCAGGCCGAAAUGUUAUUGCUUGAAUCACAACAAACUGAAUCGAGAGAUGCACAUUUUCAAUUGUAUCGCUUGUAUUCCCACAUGGGAAAGCCUCAAUUAGCUUACGAAUUCUAUGAAAAAUACCUAGUAAAUAAAUCAAAAGAUAUUAGUGAUCGUUUUAGAUUGGGUUACCUAAAAUUAGUGCUGGGAAACCACAAAGAAGCGCUAGAUGAAUAUAAUAUUAUACUCGAUGAACUUGUGAUGAAUCAUCAAGAAUUAUCCAUGGAUCCUAUACAGUCUCAUUGCUAUAUUGCCCAAAUAGAAGGUUUACUGGGUAACACCACAGCCGAAUUUCAUCAUCUUGAACAAGCUAGUGAGAUCGUCGAGAAAAUCCCUGACAAACAAAAAGAUGAUGUGAUGAUCGAAUUUUAUAUUGGCUACGCUAAAUAUCAUGCGGGUCAAAAUCAAUUUGAUCGUAGCAAACAUUUUAUUCAACUGGCCUUAGAUUAUACGGAUAAGCUUUAUGGUAAACACGCACAUACUAAAUUGAUUGAUAUUUAUCAACAAGCGGCUGAUAUUUCCCAGCAGUACAAUCAAUGGGAGCAAGCAGUAGAUUAUAGACAAUCAACAAUUGAUACGAUCUCUAUACUUUACGUUGGAAGAGUUGUAAGCCGAUUACUUGAUGCUUACGUUGACUUCACAAAUACUUUAUGUCUCAUGGGAAAACUUGAUCAAGCUGAAGAACAACUAGACUUGGUUAAAUGCCUGCUUCCUAGCGUUGAACAUGAGCUUACGAACAAAAUGCUCACCUUUAAAAUUUUACACGGGUAUAUGAAAAUUUAUCAAGCAAAGAAGAGUUACCAGUGGGCAUAUGAACACUAUGAAAAGGCUACUGUAUAUCGAACUACGCUUGAAGGAAACCAAUAUUAUAGAUUGCAACUCGCUAAAUUUUAUCUGGAUGCUUUCGACACCUGGAUUAAUUAUGAUAAGUUUGAUGAGUGUCAGCAUAGGUUAACUGAUGCUAUUAGCAUUAUUUCUGAACAAUGCGGUAGAAAUCAUAGUGAUCUUGCGAAAGCAUAUUGUCAAUUGGCUAUCCUUGAUUUGAUACAAGGAAAAUAUGAGCUCGCAGAGAAAUAUCUCUUGCAAGCUUAUGAAAUUUAUGAAAAACUGCCCAAGAUUUAUCCAAAUUAUUUCAUUACAUUGACGAAUUUAAUAAAAGUUUAUCAGCGUUUCAAGGAUGGAGAGAAAGCAUUAUUAUAUGCUGAAAAGCUUUAUCAGAAUGCGGAAAAGGUGCGGCCAAAUUUAAUGCUAGAAUCUAUCACGUGCUUCCUUGAAAUCGCAUUAGAACAAAAAUGUUAUCAAAGGGUUUUACCAUAUGCCGGAAAUAUAUCAGCAAAUAUAGAUAAAUCAAAUCAUUCAUAUCCAGAAAGCGAACUUGAGAAUUUAGAUUAUGCAACCCUAGAAGGUGUUUUAACAAUCAAAAAGAUAAAACUAAGACUACAAGUAGUUCAAAUCAUGUCAUAUCUUGAUCAAACCACGUCAAGAAUGUUAAAACAAAACAUAAUUAAAUAUAAGUAUGAAAGUAUUAAAUUAUUAACAAGUGUUAUGAAUCAUCGUCCUGAUGUAAUUAAGCUUAUUAUCAGCCAUUCUGAAUCCAUAGAUGAAGGAAAACGCUUGUUGGAUGAAGCUUGCACACAAUUAAUUCCUCGAGAUGCAUUAGAAGUUGCAUUAUUAAAAGUGGAAAUUACAACCAACGGAUUUAAUGCAAGAGAAUACUUAAAGAAUGCACUUGUAAAGCACUCUAUCAAUUGUGCUGACGAAGCACAAUUUGAUCAGCUGUUAGAACUUACAGGACAAUGUACUUUGACUAUCGAUAUGGCGGCUGUUCAUAUUGCCAUUACAGGGCAGAGUAUCGAAAAUUAUUGUAUCACUUUACAAUCUGUUAGAAAAGCCGUUUGUACCGGCCAUCCAAACAUCAAAAAUUAUACCUGUAUUAACUCUUAUUCUAUCUAUCUAUCAAAUAAGUUUUUAUCAAAGAAAGUGUUUGAAGAGCUUACUAAAGAAGCAGGUUACACAGCAUUGAUAAAUAAUAGCAUACACCAUCUGAUGCAUAAGAUAGGAGACAAGGCCCCGAAAGCUUUAUUUAAUUCUUUUUUAAUUAAGCUAGGUUUUACCGAAAAACACGCGAGUGAUAUUCUCAUUAUUCUCAUAAACCUAAAGUUAUUAAGAAGUGAAAACGAAUUCAUUUAUAUUCAUAGCCUCAUUAAAGUUUCAUUGAACGUUGAGCUUUGUAAUAUUUAUUUUCCAAUAGAGUUACAGGCUAUCGUCGAAGUAUGUUGCCAAUACCUAGAAAAUUGUAGCCGAGUCGAAAUAGAAUGGACAGUAGUGUUUGACAUUUAUCGAAAUGCCUUACUUGAACUUCAUCAAAUGCUUACUAGUGGCGUAUACACCGAUAUAAGCAUAAGUAAUUGUGUCGUAAUGAACAUUCUAAUUAUGAGCGAUAUUUGUGAGGAUUUAGGUAGAUAUGAUCAAAAAAUUUAUUUGGAGCAAUUGGAAGUGCAUGAUAAAAAUACCGAUGGAUAUGCUGAAAUUCUUACUCGUCUUGCUUUUGCUGAGCGUAAUGCCUCAAACUAUUCUCGACAACUAAGACUCCUUCAAGAGGCGCAUGUCAUUAAAUCCCGUCUAUUCAAAAGUGACGAUCCAUUAUUUGCAAAAAGCCUACUUAAUCUCGCCUGCGCAUUUGGAGAUAUUAAAAAUACUGAAAAACAAAGGGAACUCAGCGCAAAAGGUUUGGAAAUCAUAAAAAGAGAUUAUGAACUAAGAUAUAAUACUUUAACGCUUGAAGAGCGAGCUGAAAUUGAAGUGGAUAUAUUUAAAGCUAUGAAAAAUUUUGCUGCGGGUCACACUUGGGUCGACGAUGCUCGACGUAUGGAAUUGCUAGAGAAUAGUUUGGAUUUUUACAAUGAACAUGGCCUCAAUCGUCCAGUGAUUAAGGCAAGUAUAUUAUCGCAACUGAUCAACAUCUAUUGUAAAAAUGCACCCGAGAAGGCAUUAGAUGUGUAUCAACAGUUGGAAUCCUUACAAAAGAAACUCUAUCAUGAAGGGACACAAGAAUAUGCGCGACAUGCUGGAUUCGCUAUGAUAAAUUAUUCAAUAGCGCUUUCGAAUAACUCAAUUGAACCUAUUAUGGUCUUAUUAGAUUUGAAAAAUUUGCCUAUACCAAAGGAGGAAAUAAGGAAUGUUGAGGAAAAAUUACGUAUCGCCAACAAACAGAGUUUACAAGCACGUCAGAUUGCUGAAAAAGCAGCACACUUAUUCGCUACUUAUUUUCCUAACGAUGAUUAUUUAUUUACACAGGCAUCAAAUGCGUUAAGAAGCAUUAAACUCAUUGAGAAUAAUUUAAUUGUGAUUCUGAAGUUGGUUGAAGGCUCUAAAUAUCUUUACGAUGGAAACCUUGAGCAAAUCAAAUUUACAUUUAAAAAUGUAUUUGAAAUGGCUCUUAAUCAAGAAUUAAAAGGUGAAGCUUUAUCAACGAUGGCAACUAUUGACCUUAUUCAAGCGAAAGAGAAAGGGACUAUGACUAACCGAAUACUUGGGGAUUUUUUUAAGCAACAACACGAUGCUAUCAGUAUUCAUGAUUCAGCUUCCAUUCAGAUGAAUCUUUCUAUAGCUUACUUUUUUCAUAAUUUUCAUGAACAGGCAAUCAUUCAUGCUGAAAAUGCCAUACAAAGACUGUAUGAUAUACCGAACUUGCCAAUAGGCAUAAAUAACAAAGUGUUUAUGUCUUUUGACAGAAUGACAAAGCCUAUUCUACCUACCGUGCUUCAGAUGUUUCUAGGGGAGAGUGAUAUGAUAAAAGAUAUUCCCAUUAAAUUUUUAGCGAGAUACGUUAUCAUUAACAGCUCAUUUGUCUUAGGGCAUACCCAUAAUGAAGCUCAAAAGUUAAAAGAAUUUGCUCUGCUUUUUUCGUCUAAUGAAACAGCAAUCUCUCACCUUUUACUCGGUUUUUGCUACCAGAGGCAAGGAAAUUGGAUAUUAGCAUUGCAAGCUUUUAAUGACGCGUACCAAAAACAACCAAACUUAAAUUUAGCUCGAGUUAGCGUUAAAUUGGCUCAGCUUUGCAUAAAAUUUUCAGAAAUUAUAGAUGUUAUGGACAUGAAAAUUUUUAGAGAAAUUCGUGUAAUUAAUACCAUUUUAUCAGAUUCAAAUCUAACGCAACAGCUGACCACAUGUGCAAAUGUAGAUAAGAUAAAUGUUAACGAUGUUAAACAUUUCGUCAAAGCUAUUAAUCACUCGUAA
Messenger RNA from Funneliformis geosporum, 9174 nucleotides. NCBI's taxonomy places the organism in Eukaryota, Fungi, Glomeromycota, Glomeromycetes, Glomerales, Glomeraceae. The record is from the annotation of a GenBank genome assembly.